CUCAUCUAUAUUCUAGCACUGCGCAGCGCACCGCGCCCACAUUCAUUACCCUUCCUCCGAUCCUUGAUUUUGUCAUUGCGAAGCUUCGCCCGAGGCACAGACGAAAACACCUACAUACAUGUCCGAUAUAUCGACCUUCGCCGAAUGGGAAGCGCAACACCCAGAUGAGAGCACCGGCGGGGUGGGAAGUGUAAAGGAACGAGAACAAAAAGACAUGACCGGGCCAGCUCGAAUCUGGCAGGAUCGGGACAGCUCGAACGAUCCGCGCAGCUCUGCUUCUCCCUCCAAUCUCUCGGACGCGAACGAGAGCCCGGGGGGAGUGAAGCUCGAAGCAGCUACACUAGACACGACAAUGGACGGGAUCGAGCCCCCGAGCUCGACGGCACCAGCGCCGAGUCUGACGCAGAAUGGUGAUGCCACGCAGCCUCCUCAAUGGCGCCCCGAGGAUUUCAUCCCCCCGCCAUCGAGCCAACCGCGGCCUGCGAGCGAAGACGAAGAUACCGAGGACGAGGAAGAGGAUGUAUUCGAGAGCUUUGAUGUCGAGGCCGACGCGAAGGAGUUCUUACAGGAGAUGCUGGGGCAGGCGCCUCCCGACGAGCUGGAAAUGCUCCGCAAGGCGCGGGACGAUACAGGUCCGGAUGUGGAUAAGCCCAUCAGGGACUUCGCCAGGUCGCACCCGUUCUUCAGUCAGACCAAGGCGGAGUUAGAUACGGAUGGGCUAGUGCAGUUCCAGCAGGAUGUGUAUGCGUUCUCGCGGGCGGCUGGGAUGGGCAAGCAGAAGGCCAGGGUGGACGCUAUGAUGGCGGUGGCGGCGUGGAAGAGCGCUAGGGGUCUAGCAGGUGGGAUGCAGUUGGAUGAGCUCCAGACGGGGUCGGAAUCUGAGCUGGAGGUUAGGUAUCAACAGGUACCGAAACUGAUGGCUGCAGAGGAUUACUAUUGGGGUGAAGGGAAAGGGAAGAAAAAGAAGAAGAAGAACAAGAACAAGAAGAAUAAGACCGGUGCCGAGCAAGCUUCCACCCAGAAUGAGGCUGCAGCUGAAGUAGAGGCCAUUCCUUCAACUGGUGAGAAGAGGAAACGAGAUACCUUGGAGGAUACUACGACACCUCAAGUUGAAGCUGAUGGUUCCAAGCCAGCAACCAAGAAGGCAAAGAGGGACGCAAAGAAGGCCAGGGAGAGAGCAAGGAAGCUAGAGGAGGCAAAACAGGCAAAUGGCAAUGCCAAUACAAAUGCCACAACACCGAUGUCAGUCGAUGGUGGAACUCCUGAGACGUCGAAAGCUCCAGACAGUACUGCUACCCUCGAGCACACAGUAUCACCUCCACAGCAGAGCCAGCGAGUAGAGCCGAAGAGGAAAAGGUCAAAACCAGGUCCAACGACAUCUGCCUACUUUACAAAACCCGGGGAUCCUCCUAUCAAACAAGAGCAUUCUGAGACAGUGGAAGAUGCUUCAACAGAUGGCCAUCAGUCUUCGGGUCUUGGCAAGCGGGCUCGUCGAAGAAAAUUGAAGAAGGCAGCUUUGAAAGGAGUAGAAUCAGAGAAAGCUGAUUCAAAUGUUAAUGCCUCCCAGCCUGACCAACCUACGGUUAACCCCCCUGAGCCCGUUGAGGGCAUGGCGAUGGAUAUAGAGACCGAUAAUAAGCGUCCAGAGUCACAACACACGGCGAUAGAGGAAGCUAAGAAGGCAGUCACAGUUGGUGAUGCUGAAAUCGAGGACGAAGCUACCACUUCCGCCAAGAAACACAAGCGGAAACGGAAGAGGAACCACAAUAAGCUUCCUGAAGAUCAAGUUGUAUCUUCUGAGGUAGAUCCUAGUGAACAGUCUAAGAGUCACGGUCAACAGAAGCGGGAUUCACAUAAAUCGCCUCCCACAUCUCAGGAGAAACGUCCCCGCAGUCAAAGCUCUGUGUCCAAUGCCACCAACGGCCCAUCGUCGGAGAGACGUAAUGGUCUGAACAGCAAUCCCAAAGAUAAAGCCUCGCAGAAUGAAGUCGAAACAACAGGUCUAGUCCCCGCGGAACCCCUGACAGAGCUGAACAACACCAAUGGCAACAGCCAAAAACUCAAGCGGCGUGCCCGCGGACGUAAACGCACAUCAACGACAGAGCAGGAUGCUGCCGAAUCGCAAGAGCAGGCUUGCGACGGACGACGCUCCUACGAUAGAAGCUAGCAGCUCUAUUUCUGAGAGGGAGAUAUCAAGGGAGAGAUCGAUAUCAAGGAGCAAGUCUGCGACAGCGUCAUCACAAAAGAGAGAUUCGAAAGGGAGGUUUAUUAUUGAGCAUGUCGCCGCAGAAAUAUCCCGCAUUGCCCUUG
Messenger RNA from Amorphotheca resinae ATCC 22711, 2310 nucleotides. RefSeq lists its product as hypothetical. The record is from RefSeq and is a predicted model, not a curated record. NCBI's taxonomy places the organism in Eukaryota, Fungi, Ascomycota, Leotiomycetes, Helotiales, Amorphothecaceae. Bases 119 to 2167 code for a protein of 682 amino acids. The transcript has 2 exons.